GGAAGUGAAAGUAGACGGACAGAGAACGUCCGUCUGAUUUGAUAUGUUACAAUCGAUGACAUAGAUGGGGCUAUAUCUAAAAAAAAGUUCAUGGAAAUUGAUAAUAUCAAUCAGACAUUCUAAACUUACUAUCAGAAAAAGUUUUGUGUUAACAUCAUAACCUAUAAAUUCUGUAAACCGAAAGUAGGAAACUGAUGUUAGUGAUGAAUGAGGAAAUCUGUAAAUGAACUACGGAGCUUAUAGUUAUAAACAACAUGCUCAAAGAAAAUAAUCCCGUUGGAAAUGUAAAUAUACAACAAACAGAAUAAGAAUACCACCAUGGUAGAUUUUGUGGAGGACAUUGACGUUCUCCUGGCUGAUGGAGAUGAGGAGGGAAUUCUACGGCUUCUUGAGAGAGCCCCCAACAUUCCCACAGGGUUUGAGGCUGUCAGUGGCCGCUGCAAAGACAUUGUGAGCUUGGCCUGUCAGUCAGGGAAUCCUGCCCUUCUGGAAAUACUCCUGCAGAUGGGUGUUGAUAUCACAGAUUCUGAAGAUAGCAACAGGUUUGGUGUUGUGCAGCAGGCGUGUGUAAAUGGGAAGGUAGCCAUCUUGGAUUUCCUCCACUCCCGUGGGUUUUCCUUGCUCCCCGUGGGAAUGCAGCCCUGGCAUGAGGAGUCCCCGAUCUACCUGGCAUGUAGACAUGGCCACCAGGAUGUAGUUGACUUCCUUAUUAACAAAGACCUAGAUCUGAUCAAGCACGAGGAUGUACGAAGUUGCCUGCUGUAUGCUGCCUGUCUUGGGGGUAACGAUGGCAUCGUCAGGAGGUUCCUGUCUCCAAACAUGAAUAUUAAUGAGCCCAUGAAACUUGUGCGCAGGUUUACAGACAGUGAGAACAAGACACCCCUGCAUGGGGCAUGUAAAGGAGACCACUUCAAUGUGGUUGAGUUCCUAUUUGAUACAUUUGGCACGGAAGUGGCAGUGACGGAGCAAGUUGGGCGAGAUUUUCCUCAUAUCAUUGGGCGCUUCCUGUCACGAUAUUUUGUCCCUGUAGAAUCAGCAAGUGGGGACAGGGACAGCCAUGAUGAUCUUUUCCAGCUGCAUACAGGCCACCUUCAGAAGCGAAACCUGCACUUUCUUCAUUCUGACUGGCUGAACCCUUAUCUAGUAACCCUCACAACUCUGGACAUCAGCAACAACUCCAUCACAGAGCUGCCUAGUUGUCUCCCUUGGCAGCUACAGAACCUGAAAGUGUUGAAUGCUGCGAACAACAGUCUGCGUCAGCUGACCUGGAAUGGGUUGGAAGGGGAGGAGCCAAACUGCUGCAGCUUGGAGGAGGUGAACCUCUCCAACAACAUCCUGGAGAGUGUGACGGCGGCCCUCUUCUGUGUGCCAUCCCUCAUCUCCCUCAACCUCUCCCACAACAAGCUUCAGUACCUGUCGCGCUCAAAACACCAACAUCUCAAACUAGAGAAAGACCCAACAGCUAACAAGAACAAAUCUCUGGUAGAGCUCCAGUGGUUAUGCAACAGCCUGAAGAUCCUGAAUGUAUCCCAUAAUUCCCUGUGCAUGUUGCCAGGGGAGAUACAGCAGUGCUGCCGUCUUCAGCAGCUUAUAGCCAACAACAACAACCUGACAACCUUCCCACAACCAUGGAAAUGUCCACUGAGAACCCUUGAUGUGUCUGAGAACCAGCUGGAGAGAUUUGCGACAAACGUGGAGACGUACUGGUGCUGCAGCCUAAUAAAUCUCAACAUCAGCGGCAACAGGCUCGACUUUCUGGACGAGGGCAUUGUUAAACUGGGUAUGCUACUGGACCUAAAUGCCUCUCGCAACAAGAUAGAGCGGUUGCCAGGAGCAUCACUUUGGGAAUGUGAGCACCUUCACCACCUUAACCUCAAACACAACCACCUGGGCGGCAGCGUUAGCACACCUACCAAGGCAAAAUCACUCCUGUCAUUCAAGCGAACCAGUCGUCUGGGCAGUGAAGAGUUUCUGUCUCCUGAGUUCCCACAAUGCCUUGCAUACUGCCUUCGGGAACUGAGGCUGGCCAACAACAACCUGGACCGCGUUCCUCCCUCUAUUUGUAACCUCAGCAGCCUGGAAAUACUUGACCUGUCAGACAAUCCAAUAAAGGAUCUACCAAAGGAACUUGGUAAUCUUAGGAAUUGCGGGCUACUAAAGUUAAAAGGGAUCUCGCCAAAGCUUCCAGAGCAUUUGGCUAAACAUUUCACACAGGAUGGUAAAAUGACAAGAGAAAUGCUGACCGACUUCCAAGAUGACCUUCGAGGGAGCAAACCUUGCUACAAGGUCAAGGCCAUGAUGAUUGGUAAAAAGGACAUGGGUAAAACAACUCUAAUGAACCGCCUGGCUGGCCGGGGGACACUCAAGGGUCAGAACCAUAGAAGUAUUGUGUGUGAUGAAAUAACCAUACCAGCCAAGAGGGAUUUUCCUAUUUCCCGGCGUCGUGAGAGUGAUGUGCUGUUGCGUGUGUGGGACGUGCCGGGAGAUGAUGUUUACACCCUCGUGCACCACAGCAUGUUCACCCCACACUCACUCUUCAUACUUGUCUGGGACUUCUGGUCCAUCACUGAGGAUAUAGACAAAAUACGCGCGUGGAUCAACAACAUUCAGGCAAGCACUCCAUACUACAAGGUGGUGUUAGUGGGAACAUUCCUGGAUCGCCUGCCCACAGACCAGCGAGCCUCAGCCAUGGAGGAAGUCCAGAAUCUUAUGCAUGAACGUCUCAAACCAAUCACCCAGAACAUUCCCGUGCUCUGUCCUGUGUCGUGCAUUAAUAACGAAGGAAUAGAUAAAUUGAAGGCAGAGCUAUACAAGACAUGCAUGUCCAUGCACUUGCCUGGGCGGAGCAGGAAGCCUCUUGUUGGCCGUAAAAUCCCUCACAGCUUCACAUUGGUACAAAAUGCCCUCACAUCCGUGGCUAAAGCCUACAAGCAGGAGAAGAAGCCCCUGUGCCUCACACAAACAGAGUUCAUGAACGUUUUGGAGGACUUGGAGGGCAGUGACCUUGAUCUCUCUUCCAGUGAUGACAUCUCUAAAGUCACCCGGUUCUUAGUGGAGACCGGGCACCUGCUGCACUUUCCAGACCACCUUGGUGCACUGGACACCCUCUACUUUCUUGACCCUGCCUGGCUCUGUGACAUACUCCUCCAUCUACUUAUUUCACCAGAAGGGAAACAGCUGUUGAAGAUUGGGCAGGGCAAGAUUCAUCGUGAAGAAGUGCGGAAAGUAUACAUGAAUGCCGGGGAUCAAUUCCCAUCAAAGUUCAUAGACCAGUACAUAGAGCUCCUUGAGAGAUUUGAGCUUGCUGCCUCUAUCAGUCAAACAAAAAAGUUGUUUGUACCAAGCCAGCUUGCUAGAGACCCGCCUCUGAUAGAAAGCAAAGAAGAGGUGGACAAGUCAAAGAUUGUCCGCCGACUGUACUGCAUGGCGGAGUGUCCAAGCGGGUUCUGGACACGGUUACUGACCAGGAUGGUGACCAGGAUUGAUCAAUUUUCCAAGGAGGAGUGGUCAUUCCGGCCGGUCUGCUCAGGAACUCUUAAGCUUGUUGGUUCACGUAGGUCAGGGGGCAAGGAACCCAAGCGAGGGCUCAGCUUUUCAUCGGGCCUUCAUCUCAAGAAUCCCACCAACACAUUUUGUCGGGAGUGGAUGAGGGUCACCCAUGCCAAUGGAAGCUUCUGUAUUGAGCCUGUGUCACUGAGUGGGGGUGUAGAUGGGCUGGAGAACGGCUUGCUGAUCACAGAGGUGAACAUGCAGGAGAAAUUUGGUAUCAUUGGCGUCAUUGUGGACGAAAUUGAGGACAUCAUACAGGACUACUAUCCAGGUCUGUUGGACAUUGAUGACUGUACAAUGCGUGAGAGAAUUGAGCGCUACGCAGUGUGUCCAAGCUGUUACCCCACCCUACCCCUGCCUGCCUGCCUCAACCAUUUCACAGUGGAGAUGUGCGCACAGAAGAUGAUAGACAAUCAGCCAGUCAUAUGUCCUAAUGGUUCCAGCCAUGAGUUGUCGCACCUGGUUCCGGAUCUGCUAAUGCAGGAGUUACCUCUCCACUUCUUCCUCGAUGUGACAGCCCUGGAGACUCAGGACUCUCUCCUUGGGGGAGGGGUAGCAGGAGCAGUGUAUAGAGGUCGAUACCGAGGUAAUGCUGUAGCAGUAAAGCUGUAUCGUAGUGAUGCCCGAUACCAGCUGGCUGAGAGGGCAGGGCAGCUCCAUAGUAAUGGAAGUGAAACCAGUGGGACUGGAACCAUGGGAUCUAACUUUGAUGAUGGUGAAAUUUACGCCAAUGUUGCUGAUAUGAUUUUUGAGCAGACUGACAGAGAGAAAGAAGCUGCUAUGAAGUCCUUCAAAGCUCUGAAGGAGUUGCGGCAAGAGGUUUCUCUUACCAGCCGACUUCAGCACCCAUGUAUUAUUGCCCUUGUUGGGAUGGCAUUCAGCCCUCACUUGAUGAUGGCCCUGGAGUUGGCCCCCCUCGGCAGUCUGCGCUCUGUCCUAGACAGGGAGGUUGUAGAACGUCCGGUCUUCAACAAAUACUCGGACAGGAGGGAGUUGCAGAAACCACUCUUCCACAAAUGGCUCAUCUUUAAGUUUGUGUACCAGAUCAGUAAGGGCCUGGAGUACUUACACAGCCAUGGGAUCGUGUACAAAGACCUCAAGUCAGAUAACAUCCUUACCAUGUCCCUCAGUCUCAACUCUCCUGUCAAUGUCAAACUCUCUGACUAUGGUAUAUCUCGGUUCAGCUGGGGUGGGCGCAGUGUUGGGCUGGUUGGAACCCUUGGCUAUCAGGCACCGGAAAUAUUGGAGGGUGUUCCAUACGAUGAGAAGGUUGACAUUUUCUCCCUAUCCAUGGUGAUCUAUGAAAUCCUGACGGGAAAGAGACCUUUCUCAGAGUAUGAGAAUCUAUCGCAGAUCACGAAGGCAUUAAAAUUAGAAGAGAAGAGACCAAAUCUCCAGGACCUGAAUGUUCACAGCCGUUUUCCGUGGCUUGAAGGUCUAAUGCAGGAGUGUUGGGCUAGGCAGGCCAUGUUCCGUCCACCGGCCAGCACCAUUGUGUCACGCCGUCGCAUGCAAUCCACACAGUUUCUUGCACAGACAGCCUGUUUCAGACUCCAGGAGAGGCCCUUUGAAGACCAGUGUGUUAUUGGUGCCUCUAUAAAGAUGAGUCAGAAUGGGCGUCAGUUUAUCUGGGUGUGGGAGGGCGGGGAUAGUGAAGAUAACCCCCGGACCCUGAGUGUGCUGGACCCAGGGUGGGGCAGCGUGUCUGUGGAAAGAAAUGUCUACCCCGGACCCCGUGCCCGCUGUAUGACUAAGGUUGGGACACACAUCUGGGUCGGAAAUCUGGGGAGUGAGAUUGAGGUGUUUGAUGCUCAGAUGGGUGACAUGGAACCUAAAGGAGUUUUUAAACUGGACGGAGUUCCAAUUCAAAUGUUGGCUCACUUGGAGGGAGAGAACAAAUAUGCUGUCUAUGUGGCAAUGGACAACGGAGUUGUGUUUGAGUUUAAGAACAGCUCCCAGAACUCCCAUAGGCAGGUUGGGGGCGUGUCCAAGCACAUCAGCGGCUAUUCUGCACCCUCCACCCUCACACUGCGUUCCCAUACUAUCCACAGUAUGGCCAUGUGUGAGGCUCAUAAGGAACUGUGGGUCAGUAAUGGAUGCUACAUUGACAUAAUUGACUGUGUGCACUUUAAAGUGAAUACUGAUGAACGUAUUAGCUUGCCAGUUCUCCUUGGCUUAUGUGAAGUACCAAAGUACCUGCUUGUCAGCCAAAUUGUGUGCAAUGAUGUGCUGACAUUUUGUCUUCUGGGUUCUUCCCCAUUUGUGUUGGUUUUUCAGGCACAGAAUCAUAAGUGUUUUGCCUACUUCUCUUUUGAAAAUAAUUCAUUAUAUGGAAAGCAAGUAGAUGUACUCAAAAACUUUUCGGUUGAGGAGCACCUGGCUUACAAAGGUGUAACUGCUUAUGAAACCUCAAACAGAGGCUCGUCAAUCGGUGAAGAAUCAUCUGAUGAAGAGAUGGAGGUGAAAAAAAUUGGUCAACUAAAAGUGAGGCAAUCUGCAUUUAGGGUUCGACUACCAUCUGAGCCCCCUCUUGUUCCCCGGAGGCCGCCUAAGGCUGAGGAUAGCGUUACAGGCGACCUAGCACCUCCUGUGCCUCCCCGGCCAUUCCCCACCAAGUCACCCUCCAAAGUGGAUGAUCAAAAGAAGCCAAGGCCACCACCAAGAGGGCCUCAUACAGUCACCACCAUGCCAGGAUUUCCAACCCGCAAACUGAAAGCCUUGUCAUCCGUGUCAUUACCUUCAUUUCCUUCAAGCGAAGCAUGUGAUAUGACAGUUACAUCCAUUGCCGUUGUAAAAAACUCCCUAUGGGUGGGGAGAAACAUUGGAGAUAUUUGUAUUGUAGAUAUUGAGAAGGAAAGAUCUCCAUCAGUUUUACCUUCCGUGUUUGGCCAGGUUGUGGCUGUAAUGUAUGACCAAAAUAAACUGCAAAGGUCUGACCUACAGGUGGAUCAUGUGGGUCUUCUGUCCCUGGAGAACAAUGUGGUGUCUACCUACAGACUAUGUGAUGGUUUAGGUUUCAACGAGAUGGAGAUUGCAGCUUGGGAGAAUUAUGAUGUUCAUGAUGUUAGCCGGAUUGAAUCAUUCUGGGGAAGUAUUGCACAAAUGGAAAAAGACAUGAUCAGUAAAAAUGGAUCAGAAGUACAUGUUGGAGAGUUCUAAAUGUGUUGUUAUCCAGGUUAGAUUGAAAAUUUUAGGCCGUGGAACCAAGAUAUCUUAGUUGUUUACCUAUGUGAUAAAUGUCCUUACAAUGUUUUUGUCGAUAGCAGUUUACGCCACAAACGAGGUUAUGCCUGGAAACUUAUGAUCUUAAGCCUUAUGAUCUUUAUUGAAACUGUAGAAUAGAAAUGAUUUGAAUGAAUUUUGAAGAGAGUCACAUAGUGAUAAUUUGAGAAUUAAAGUUAAAUGAAUCAAGGACUUUCUUGAGCAUAUGAGGAUAAUGUGAUUCAGUGUUCUCAGGCUGGAAAAGUAGAUUGCUUAUCAAGAUAAGACUACUAUUGCUUGAGUCAUAGAACCCUGACCAGUGGCAAUUAAGAUUUUCAUGGCAUUUAUUAACAUUUUAUAAGCUUUUUUUAUCAGCUUUGAUAUUGAUUCAGUGUAAACAAAUAAAUGGAAAUAAUAGAGCACUCUUAUUACUUGGAAGUCUUUGCAUUUAUAUUUUGUAAUCCUAGUUGUAACCCCAGUGAAAUAACUCAAAAACUGCAUAUAGAAUUAGAUGAUGGUACUGUGUUAUAUAUACUGUCUUAUUGCUCUAGGAUGACAAAAUUUGUUGUUUCCAGACUUCAAAACUUGAUUUUGUUUACCAGGUUUUUACAAAGUGUCCUCUGUGCACAAACAUAGCAAACUAUGGACAACUUAUAAACGUUUUAUAAAAUUGGUUGCAGAUUACUUGGCUCACACUUACAAGUUUCAAAAUUGAUAUGUCAUAUCUUUCCUACAACCAAGCAUCUUAUACAAUAGAAAUGGUGCUCAUUUAUAACUCUUCAGUAAUCUGAACUUUUUUCAAUGAUUCUACUAUGUCUUUAUGUGCAUUAUUUUUGUUUUACUAUUACUGCAAUAACAGUGCAAUUAAAUUGUUUUGUAAACCAA
Mya arenaria is the source of this 7635-nucleotide messenger RNA. Its product is annotated as leucine-rich repeat serine/threonine-protein kinase 1-like. Gene Ontology annotation, biological process: protein phosphorylation. The record is from RefSeq and is a predicted model, not a curated record. The coding region runs from base 319 to 6708 and encodes 2129 amino acids. Gene Ontology annotation, molecular function: ATP binding; protein kinase activity; protein binding. Gene Ontology annotation, cellular component: plasma membrane. Lineage: Eukaryota; Metazoa; Mollusca; Bivalvia; Myida; Myidae. The transcript has 34 exons.